AUGACGCAGAGUCUCGUGUUUAUCGAGCAAGUACCUUCGUAUGUGUAUCAAAAUAUGACUUUUCAUGCUACUGUCGAGUUAGUGGAUGAUCAAAAGACUAAACUUAUGGGUGUCCAUAAGGCACUUCAAGUGUCCUUGCGCUUUAAUGACACAUAUGACCUCGUGGAUCCACAAGAUGCUGUUCUUCAAUUAGCGUCUGACGUCUAUAUUGAUCCGAAUACAGGACUUGCAUUACUAUCCAUGAGUUUACAUACACUCACAGCUACCUGUGAUGGUCGCAAUUUUUGUCUAGAAGUUGGUAGUACUGACGCAACUAUUGAGUCGAUUUUAUCAACUUCUGUGAACAUUGUCAAGGAGAAACUAAAGGUCGUCACGCAACCUCUAGACGUCUGGUUCAAGGAUGAAGGAGGACGUGAGAAAUGCAUGACCGUAGCCUUGACACUGAUCCCUGCACCUGGUGCUUAUUUGGAAGACCGUGUCGUGCCACUAGACGUUCGGUUAUUGUACGAGUCUGGCAAUACAGUACUGAAUCAGAGCAUUUUAAGGCUAUUUCCUGACAUGAGACCCAAUAUGAUUCAUGGUCACGUGACAAUUUCAUUCCGAAUUGAUGACGUCUCAAAGAAUCACCAGGGCCAGUCGUUUGUGCUGGAAAUUGGACCAGAACAACAGGAUGGCAGCUCCAUGUUUCAAGAUAUUGCACCAACACGUACGUCGGCGAUUGCUAUUCGAUCGAAACGUAACAAAAGAAAACUAUAUGCGCAAGCGGCGGCAGCGGUGGCUGCAGCUUCUGGAGUUUAUAGCAUGCGUGCUUCACCUCGAAGCGUUGCAAGUACGCCUCGCGCGCCUUAUAUGGGUAUGAGUGGAGCUCAAAAUUUUCCACACGAAAUGAACGGAGGUGGGUUUACCAUGGAGACACAUCCGCAACGCGCUCGCAAGUACAUGGCUACUAGCAGCGGCGUAGGAUACGACAUGAUGCAGCUGCAGCCGCCACAACAAAUGGCCUCGAUGUCCUGGAGCAGUCACUCGAUGCCGCCCAAUGCCAGUGUUGUGUCUCCAGUUCCGCAGCAGAUACCACAGACUCAGCAGGCUUCUGUCCAGAGCUUAGGUGGCGAAGCUAAUACCAGUCCUGGAGCGAUUGAGUGGACGCUCGGUGGCUUUGAGAUCCAUCCCGAUGGCUCGAUGAACACUGCACGACCAAUCUAUCGCUGCCCACACUGUCGGCGGCUAAAUGGUGUUGACAUGCUAGCGGCGGGCCCCGCAGUUUCGCACAGUCCGCAGUGCGUGUUCUCUCCCAACAGUAGUAAUGGAAAUAUGCUGUACCGUUCUCAGAAGGACGGGGCACAAAUGCAGCAGAGUGAGUACGCAGCUUGCCAGCAGUUGCCUGAACAGAGUAUAAGUAUGAGCGCGCCUCUUACUUCCAGCGCAAACAGCUACGGUAGCAGCGCUAUGGCCGGUUCUUCGUCGCUGAAUGUGCAACGAAAUACUGUUAAUAUUGCGUUAAAAGCGGAGGACGAAUCGCCCAAAGCGUUGACUGCUUUUGCAACGUCGGCAGCUCAGCGGCCUUCCAUGACAAUAUCUCCGUACACGAAUAAGGCUAUGACUGAAGGGAGUGUGCUCGGGGACAGUGGACAAAAGCAGGGAUCUGCAUCGGGAAUCGGUAAUUUGUUUGAAAGCAAUGCAUUUCACAACCAAAUGGAGAUGAUAGGUAGCAACAGUACUGAGAAGCUGUUUUCAAACAAGAACACCUCCGUAGAGGAUCACCCGGCCUUUGACCCGCAACAACAGCAAUCUCAAAACUACCGUCAGGACACGAGCUCUUCUUUUGGAGGUGUCAUUGGUACGUCUUUCUUUAGCGAAAUGACCAAUAUGGGCAUCAACCUCGACCGUUGCGACAAGGGCGAGCCUGAAUUGCUAAGAGAGUUUGAUCAUCUUGGAAGUUGUGGUGCCACCGAGGCACCUAAUGGUGAAGAUCAAGUGUUUUACAUUCUGGCUCGGAUGUACACGGAUGCGCAAGAGCAGAAGCUUGGGCUCCCAGCUUUUGAUCAGUUUCAACGCAUGCUUGGAUUCUACAGCGAAGCUCAAGAUGACGUUCAGACCCAGGUGGUUUUUCAUCCACUGCGGGACAUUUGCUUGUCUGUAGACGAAUGUGAAAAAAUAACGUCUCAAUUCGUCGACGAACUGGACCGUGACUCUCAGGCCGUGCAUUCCUUGCCCAAGUAUCAACACAACCUCAUUAUGUUACGUGAGGACGCACUUAUGUUUUACUGGAGCCAGUCGUUUGUAUAA
Peronospora belbahrii is the source of this 2286-nucleotide messenger RNA. The record is from the annotation of a GenBank genome assembly. Lineage: Eukaryota; Oomycota; Peronosporomycetes; Peronosporales; Peronosporaceae.